AUGUUGCUUCCCCCUGCACUAUAUUCCCGCCUGGCCGGCGAGCCCGGGGCAGCUGAACCGCUGCCCGUGGAGCGCAACCCUGCGGCUGGGGAGGCACCCUUCCGAUAUGCGCCGCGUCCCGUGCGCUUCCCGCGGGAUCACGAAUUCUUCGAGGAUGGGGAUGUGCAGCGGCACCUGUACUUGCAGGACAUGCUCACGCAAGUGUCCGAGACGCCGGAAAAAUCCAUGGUGCCCGAGUUCACCUGUCAGGUGGCUGGCUGUUGCCAAGUGUUUGCCGCCAUAGAAGACUACCAACACCACUACCACAUGAUGCAUGGAAAUACCUGCUCCUUCUGCAACCGCGCCUUCCCCUCUGGGCAUUUGCUGGAUGUCCACAUCCUGGAAUGGCACGAUUCUCUAUUUCAGAUCCUGGCCCAGAGGCAAGACAUGUACCAGUGCUUGGUUGAAAGCUGCCCAGAGAAGUUCAAGACCAGCCAAGACCGGAAGGAUCACAUGGUGAGGCUACACCUGUACCCUGCGGAUUUCCGGUUUGAUAAGCCCAAGACAAACAGAGGCCCAGCCAUGCCAGCUGCUGCAGACACAGCAGCCAGAGCCCUGAGAGAUGACAGCGAUGCCAUGGAGGUCUGCUUGGAACCUGCUGCCCCACCUCCCUGCAGAAGGACCUACAGUCACAGGUCUGUGCACAUCUUCCUGUAUAACCCUAGGCUUGAAAGUGGGCGACACUGGGCAGGAAGAUGUGCUUCAUCGCAGGUGACACCCUAAAUAUUCUAGUUUCCCUCCCUUUGCUUUGGAUCCUGGAGCCCAGCAUGUAGACACACACACACACACACACACACACACACACACACACACACACACGAUGACACUGUCAUCUGCUGGGUGGAACUGACGACCUUCUCCCACACUUGCCUGCCAGAUAGUCUUCCUCAGAUUGAGCUAAUAUCAACUGUUAUUUUGGGACAUGUAUGUCCCUCAGUUGCCUUCCAGCCGCCAUCUUCCCACAGUUUUUUGGACCUUGGCCUGUGAGUACCCUGCCUGCCUGUAGUGAUUAGAUUUCAGCAAUGUAGCUAACAGGAAACCAUUGCAACAGGAGCCCCGGCAGGAGCCGACCUUGCUGGCUAAUUUCUUCUAAGCAAAUGUAUGGUGGUACCAGGAAGCCAUCCCACAGGAAGUAGGUCUGAGACCAGGAGCUGAUCCUAGGACCCAAGAGGGCAGACCCUGUUUCCUGAGUGUCCCACAGAGCCCAAGGAGAACAUUCCAGAAUACAAAUGUGAAGGAAGUACAAGCUGCUGUUGUAAGUUUGGCUGCAUGUUGUCAGAAGUAAUGCCAUUGUUUAAUAUGACUGCUUUUCUGUUCCAGAAUACCUUCUACUGUCUGUUUUGGCCAGGGUGCAGCCAGAGGGUUUAAAAGCACCAAGAAAAAAAACAAACACCACUGAUGGAUCCAGGCUAGGAAAGCCAGACAGACUUUCAGGGAGGGGUGUGCCAGGGCCUUGCUUCUGGAUCGAUGCCCUGAGCUGGACCCUUGCCACCUCCUUAUUUCCAUCUCUGGUCACUUGAAACAACCAGUGUGAAGAAACCCAGGAUCUGCAGAUUCCAGAAAUAACCAGGAACACUGAAGGAGGGAGGUGGAGAGACCACUUACCUGCUCUGCAGUACCUACUCUAAGAAUGUCACUAUGAGCACAUGUAAUAAAUUCUUUUUCACUGA
This is a messenger RNA of Rattus norvegicus (Norway rat), 1709 nucleotides long. NCBI's taxonomy places the organism in Eukaryota, Metazoa, Chordata, Mammalia, Rodentia, Muridae. The record is from RefSeq and is a predicted model, not a curated record.